Messenger RNA from Tuber aestivum (summer truffle), 1539 nucleotides. Lineage: Eukaryota; Fungi; Ascomycota; Pezizomycetes; Pezizales; Tuberaceae. The record is from the annotation of a GenBank genome assembly.
ACCUUACCAAAUCUCUCCUCCUACUCAGCCUUCUACUCCACCCAACCCUCCUAAAACUCACUUUGCACUAAACCAGCGUUCCUCUAAAACGCAAGAUGUCGGAGAAGAAACGUGGGGCAUGGAGGCGCGGGGCAAGAGAGCGUGGAGCAACCGGACGCGGGGCAACCGGACGCCCAACGGGCACGACGACGGAAGAUUCAGGAAGUGACUCGACACCCCAGUUGAACUAUGACUCGGGAACCCUCACCCACUCAACCGAUAACUCAAACAAAUGCCUGGCUAUCUUAGUCACCUCGGUAAAUAUUGGUGAUGAAGUGGUAAUGAAAGAGGAAGCAAAAGAUUCCCUGCAAGUAGCACUACAGACAGAUGAACUGUCUAUCGAAACACGCUACAGCAUUCCUUUGGUCGGUAAUCAAGCGGGCCUUGAACAAGCCUCCUCCACCAGAGCAUUUGUUGAGCUCAAGCAACAUGCCAACUCCCUAGGGCAGAAAGUCAGUCAACUGGAGCUCAACAAUGCAUCGCUUGAGGCACGGGUCCGUGUUUUGACGCGUUCUCAGGAGCAUUAUCUCUGUGUGCGACACCGAUUCAUUAGUACAUUUAAACGGGAUAAAUGCGGCGGAGAACAAAGUGAAUCAGAUCGCCAGUAUAUCCAACAGGGGAAUCUACAGGUCCACGAAGGAGAUGUUGUUACCGAUAGCUUGCUUUAUACCGAAGCCACCCGGGCAAGACACGAUUUGAACACUUUCAAGUAUCUGUAUGGGAUAUAUCCAGUAUUUAUAGCACAACUCAGUAAGUACUCCCCUUCUUACCAAGUAGGCGAGAAAUCUUUCUAACCUGCACAGGACAGCAGGCAACCAUAAACCUUCUCAAUCUUCAUGCAACAGCCCGUGCCGCCAGGACUCAACAAUGCCAUAACCACUUUUUCACACUUUUUCAAGAGUUUAUAAGGAAGCUUCAGGACCAGGAGGGGAACUAUAGGGAUGAUUACCUUAUAGGUCCUCCUACUUCGGUAACUCAAGCAUAUCUAGCAUGUCUUCUGUGCUACGAUAGUGUUGCAGGACAGGAUGGGAGUUGUCAUUAGCUACAGAUUCUUUGGCUUGGGGUUCACGAGAUAAGCUAAGAUCCUGAGAAUGGUUUUUUGUGCUUUGCUUUGUGUAAUCGGAAGAAUUCCUCCUUUUUAUUUUUCUGCUCACCUCUAAUAGCAAUAUACGUUGUUCUAAACAUAUGCCAACCACCUGGUAGCACUAACUAUUUUUGUCUUCUUUAUCUUCCCCUGUUAACAUACUUCCUAUUGUAGGAGCAACCCGGCUGCUCCUGCUUCAAAGCACUACACGGCGAGACAGAAAGUAAGCGUUCAUAAAUCAUUCCGGGGGCGCUGGGAUGGAGUGCAAGCAGGAACGGUCAGACAGAUGGACUCUUAGAGACUACCGCCAUAUGGUUUGAGAUUCGGCAAGCUAAUAGGACCCUUUUUCAUUACGCAUUUUUUCCAUGACGGGAGUAUCUUGAGAUAGAAUUACUAGUAAAAUCCAUGUUUCCCCU